GAGCUCGGGGCAGUGCGUGACAUCACCAUGGACAAGUCACUUGAUGGUCCCACAAGAGGGCGUGGCUUAGACUUGUCCAGGUUACUGCCCAGGGGCUCGUUUAGGAGGACAUUUGUCGGUGACGGCUCCCUGGCUGUGAGUCAUUCUCUGAUCAGGCUCUAAGUUGAUUCAAGAUUUGCAUUGUGAAAAAUGUUCAGCUUUUUCAGGAAAAGCCAGGAUGCAACAAAGAAGCCAACCAUUCAAGAAAAAGAGGUUGAAGAUUUUGUUCUACUGGGACAAACCUCUACAGAACAGAGAACUGACAGGCCUGCAUUUCCUGGGACAGAAUUUACAUACAGUCAGCCUUUCCAGAAACCUGCAGAAAGCACACCAAAUGUUAAUGUAGAUGGAACCGGAGCCCCCAGGCUCACCAGUGAAAUGUCUGAGGGAAGCAACUUGAUGGCUGAACUUCUAAAUGAUAUCCCUUUCAUUUUGGCGCCUCAUGUCCAGGAAGUACAGAACAUUUGUAGCGAGCUUCCUGAAAGGGUUCCAGUAUACAAUCUGGAAGAGAACUUUGCAAGAUUUCACUAUGACUUUACCUUAGAAAACUCUGUGCUUUGUGGGAUUUAAUUGAUUGCAUGUCCUGUGUUUAAACCUUCUCUUCACCCUAGGCACUUUGCAUUAAAAGUGGCAUAAAUAGCAACAAAAGCUCAUGUUUCCAAAGAGACGUAUAUACUAAGUAUUUGAAGGCAUGAUUACUUUAAAGGGGAAGAAUCGCAAUCUGGGUUAUUUGCUAAAGUGACAUUUCAAAGUGAAUUACACAUUUUUGGACGAAGUAGCUGAACUGAAUUAGAUCAUUUUUUCAGUUCAAAAUUAAAUUCAAAAUUCAUUUGGAAUUCUCUCUUUAGUGAAUAACUAUUGUAUUUGUUUAGUGCUAUCCCGUUGUUUACGAUUUGACCGUGCCAGCUAUUCCCGCCUAUUGUAUGCCUGUUAGUUUAGUUAAUGCCACAAAUAUUGAUCUCGUCUAGUAAAUCGUGACGUAGUAGUAAUGACUUACAGGGACAGUCUAAGCACCAUAACUACUACAUGUCAUUCUAGUGAGUAUAUAUCCUUCCUCUAGAUCCCAGGUCAAAUCAUUCUUGAGUGAUUUGACAUUCGCAGCCUGCCCCCUUUUGCUCGCCCGAUUGCUGAUCCAAUAGUUCCACACCUAUCCCUUUCAAAUAUGUCAUUUGUGGACAAAAUGGAUAUUUCUAGAUUAUGGUUAUGAGGUGAGGAGGCAAUUCAGUGAACGAGGGCUGCGUAGCCCUGGAUGCCUCAGAGCUCCUAGUUUUCUUCAAACUAUUUAAAAACUGUUUGAUUCAAAGGAAGAGGAUACCACCUGCAGCCUCGUAGCACCAUAACCACCAGCAUGUUUUGUUUAUGGUGUUUGGUAUGCUCAUCGAAUUUUGCUACUUCCGACUUCUGAAGUACUGAUAAAUGCUCAUAAGAGGAAAGAGGAUAUAUUAUACACAUUUUAAAUGUUGCUGUUCUCUUGUUUACAGUUUGUGUGUCAGGGUUUUUAUUGUGUUUUCUAGUUUCUUAUUUGGAGGGGAUAGAGAUCCCACUGUACUCUUGUUAAAUAAUUAUACUGUGUAUUGUAAGAGGUGCUGCUACCCUAUGCUGAUAAGUGUAGACCAGAAAACACAAAAUCUCCC
This is a messenger RNA of Pelobates fuscus (common spadefoot toad), 1673 nucleotides long. RefSeq names its product UBAP1-MVB12-associated (UMA) domain containing 1 (gene UMAD1). Lineage: Eukaryota; Metazoa; Chordata; Amphibia; Anura; Pelobatidae. The record is from RefSeq and is a predicted model, not a curated record. The coding region runs from base 190 to 609 and encodes 139 amino acids. The transcript has 4 exons.